Caenorhabditis bovis is the source of this 285-nucleotide messenger RNA. Lineage: Eukaryota; Metazoa; Nematoda; Chromadorea; Rhabditida; Rhabditidae. The record is from the annotation of a GenBank genome assembly.
AUGAAAGUGACAGAUUUCAACAAAGGCACAACUUACAACGGAAUUUUGCCGAGAAGACCGGAUAUGAGCGAGGAAAAGGUCACGAUAAGAAAAUAUAAAAUGUACUGCAUUCUGUUCUUCAUUCUCUUUGUAUUAUUCUUGAUCACCACCGUUAUCGUUUCGGUCAUCCUUGGAAUCAAUAUUAAGCAUGAGCAAUACCUUGAGGAUCAAUUGGAAGGAUGUAUGGAGAUGAGAGAUUCGUUUAUUUAUCAUGGCAAUCCGACGGGUGGAACGCGCGUGAAAUAA